Messenger RNA from Pecten maximus, 2429 nucleotides. RefSeq names its product glycerophosphocholine cholinephosphodiesterase ENPP6-like. The coding region runs from base 312 to 1676 and encodes 454 amino acids. The transcript is spliced from 7 exons. Lineage: Eukaryota; Metazoa; Mollusca; Bivalvia; Pectinida; Pectinidae. The record is from RefSeq and is a predicted model, not a curated record.
UAAUUAUACCCGGAGUAAGGAUAUCUACAAGCUACGUAUACAUACGACCCGGGCCCCGGGACUUUCGGACAGGGUGCACGUGUCGCAGCGGACUAGAAUCAGGAAGUCACCCUCCAGGGCAAUAUAUCUACCUGUCCACUAUCCAAGCUUGAUAUAUAGAAUCUUACUUGUAAACAUGGUCAUAUAUUCAUAAUUGUAAAUCAAGUGCCGUGUACAAUAGCCGCACUUUUCCAUCGCCAUGCUGCACAUGGACAGUACAUUUUGAUGUAGUGAUUGUAAACGUGGUUUACUUAUAGCGCUGUACAGAAACUAUGAUGGCAGGUUUGAGAUAUUUUAAAACCAUACACGUAUUCCAUGUGUUGCUAUAUUGUGUUUUAUUCGGAUCUGUCGCUAUGCAUGCCGUACCAAAGGAUAACAAACUCCUUCUGUUUUUGUUGGACGGAUUUCGUUGGGAUUAUUUUGAUCGGCAGGAAAUAAACCUUCCCGGAUUCCGAAGAAUGAUGAGAGAGGGAGCCAGGGCGGAAUAUCUUCUCCCGGAUUUUCCUUCUCUCUCCUAUCCCAACUACUAUUCAAUUAUGACAGGGUUACACUGCGAGGAUCAUGGAAUGGUAGGGAAUUACAUGUUUGACACCAAACACAACGAAUCCUUCCUGAUAGGGGUUAAUAGGGACCAGUACCACGCCUACUGGUGGGAUGACGGCGAGCCGCUGUGGGUCACCGCCGAGAAACAGGGAAAACGGUCCUACUUUUACUCCUGGCCCGGAUGUGAGGUGACUAUUCGGGGAGUGGACCCGACCUACUGUAAGAAAUACCCCAUGUUGUCUUACCCGAAACUAAAGGACAUGCAGGCUGCUAUAGCCGAGGGCCUGGAACUCUUCUCCAACGGAUCCGCGGACGUUGUAGGUAUAUACGUGGAACUACCAGAUAAAUAUGGACACAAGUAUGGACCGUCAUCAGCAAAGCUGAAUCAGAAACUGGAAGAGAUUGACGCUGAAAUGGACAAGUUAUUGGACGAGCUCGAGUCACGUGAUCUUCGCGAUGACGUCAACAUCAUGAUUUUCUCCGACCACGGGAUGACAGAAGUGAGCGAGACUCGAGUCAUCAACAUUACAGAUUACGUAGAUAUAGAGGACAUCCGAGUGGUACUCGAUGCGGGUGCGAACGUCUACAUAUGGCCUAACCCCGGUAAACUAGACAAGGUGUAUAGUGAUCUAGUUGCUAUGGACAACCCAUACCUGACCGUUCUGAAGAAGGCGGACAUCCCGGACAGAUGGUAUUAUCGUAAUCAUUACCGGACGUCCCCUAUCUUACUGGUGGCCGCCAAUGGCUGGUACAUCACUACGCCGUUACUUCCUCGAUUUUUUUCCUACUUUGGUUCCGGGCCGAUGCAGGGGACACAUGGUUUUGACAACAAUGAGACUGAUAUGCAGGGUAUAUUCCUCGCCACUGGACCGGAUAUAAGCCAAAACGUGGUGGUGAAAGGGUUCGCCAACAUUCAUAUCUACCAAAUGAUGUGUGACGUCUUAGGGUUAACGCCCAAUCAAAACGACGGUCAGUGGGACGCUGUGGCGGGAGUUUUAACCCACAAGCGCAUCUCGUCAGCUACAUCCGUCGUCGUCAACGUCACCAUGGUGAUCGUAAUGGCGGUGUUCAGUCUUAUACGUCUAUCUAUUUGACCAAAGUUGUCGUUCGACCAUAUAGUCAUUACUAUACAACCAAAAGCAUUCGGGUUAUAUCGUAAAACAUGACGGAAUCACCCGAAGAUGGGAGCAGUCGGUCUUGAAAUGUUAUGACACGUUUGACCUGUACAUGGUACGUUGUUUGUGUCGAAAGCAAAAUAUAUUGAUAAAAGAAACUCUAUGGAGGUUAGAAACAUCAUUGAUACAAGUGAGCGAAUAUCCUUAAAGGGUCAUGGCGUACAGAUACCACGUCAUCAUCAGAUAUUUGUCAAUGUGACGCUUGGGAAUCCAUUGAAUAAAACAUUGUUUAUAGCCGUGUAUCAAUCGCUCGCUUGACUUAGUCACUGUCGUUUCCGAGACAAGUAUGUCUUACAUAGCACAACAUGACGUGGUUAAACUGAAUCCAGGUCAAGGUUCACGAUGUAAACGUACAUUUUAAACGGCAUCAAUAAAUAAAAAUAUCUGUACACUCGCUCAGUAUCAGUAAAAUUUGCUUAUAUAUACAUUGUAUACAUAUAUUAUUGAUAUGCUUAUGCUCAAUUUAAUUUCAAUACUUUAAUAUUUAAAACCAAUAACCUCAAUGAAUGUAAGACUGCUCAUUUAGACUCCAAAUAGAUCAUACUUAUUUAUCCCCUUUAAUACUUUUGGGGAAAUACGUGUACGUUAAAUCCACUUCGUCAUUAAUUUGUUUAUGUAUUUAAAUGUUAUUGUAUUGUAUACAAAAAUCAAUAAAUAAUCGUUUGUUAUCUA